AUGGCGACGACGGUGAAGAUGGCCAAGGUGGUGUUGCUACUCGUCUUCUCGGUGCAAGUUAUGAGCGUCCUCGCCGCUGCGGCGAGGCCCCUGGAGGGGGACGCCGGCACCGGCACCGGCAGAUGGCUGGAGAGCGCCGUCGGGAUGUUCACGCAGUUGUUGCUUGGCGCUAAAUCGUCGGGGUCCAACUCGGGCACGCACUGCUGCUGA
Molecule: messenger RNA, 210 nt
Organism: Miscanthus lutarioriparius
Lineage: Eukaryota; Viridiplantae; Streptophyta; Magnoliopsida; Poales; Poaceae
Source: the annotation of a GenBank genome assembly